AAGCAUUCCUAUCAAAUUUUUCCUUGACCUGUAGCUGUAUCAACGACUUGUCGUCAGUUUCUGACUUUUAGAGGAAAGUGCUGCUUCAAGGCCUUGAAGAUUGUGCAUUGUGUGUGCCUGUGAGGAGCCUGUGUGAGCCUGCUGGCCAGGAUCCUUGUGCAGAUAUAUACAGGGUGCAGACUCCGAAGAAGGAAAGACUUGGUAGCCAUGGCAACUGCCUCCCAGCGUGAGCUCUUCUAUUCUGCUGGGCUUCUGGCUCUGGUCUUGGCUUGCUACUCUAACGCCCUCUCCUGUGGAUUCGUCUUUGAUGACCGGUCAGCGAUCGUCGAGAACAAAGACCUCCGGCCAGACUCGUCCACCUUCGAUUUGUUUUCGAAUGAUUUCUGGGGGAUGCCCAUGCACAAGGAAAGAAGUCACAAGUCAUACCGUCCUCUGUGUGUUCUUACCUUCCGUCUAAACUACGCUCUUGGAGAACUGAACCCAUGGGGUUAUCACCUUGUCAACGUGGUGCUGCACUGGGUGGUGUGUGUCCUCUUCUUGAAAGCGGCCAAACAAAUUGUAGAUGAAGAGAGUAGUGUCAACGCAUCUCUUCUCUUUGCUGUACAUGCUGUUCACACUGAAGCGGUUACUGGAGUGGUCGGUAGAGCUGAACUGCUGUCCUCUGUCUUCAUGCUACUAUCGUUCAUGGCUUACGUCAAAGCAGCCGAGGCCAAUAACACCACAAACUGGAAGUAUAUGAUGUGGUCGGGUUUGCUCAUUGCCAUGGCAACCAUCUCCAAAGAACAGGGCAUUACUGUGGUUGGCAUAUGCUGCAUCUAUGAAAUCUUUUUCCUACAGAAGUUCUCACUUAAGGCAUUCAUGCAACAUCCUAAAUCGAGAGGUUCAAAGGCAUCGCAGAGCUCAUCACCCAAUUCUCAGGCUUUGUGGAGGGCUGCUCCUAGGUUGGGAUACCUGAUAGCAUCAUCUGGGCUGUUACUAUGGGGACGGAUGAUCAUCAUGGGGGCAAAGUUGCCCUCCUUUACCAGAUUUGAUAACCCAGCUGCCCUGUCACCCUUCCCAACCCGUCACCUGACCCACUUAUACCUUCUGCCAGUCAACGUUUGGCUCCUCCUCUGUCCCUCAACUCUGCUCUGUGAUUGGACAAUGGGAACCAUCCCACUGGUGACCUCUCUCAGUGACCCUCGUAACCUGGCAACCCUUUUACUGGUGACCUGCCUCUUUCUACUGGUGCUGUAUGCAGUAUUUGCAGAAGAGAAAAUUUCAUGCCAACUUAUAAUGGCUUUAUCGUUUCUUGUCCUGCCAUUCUUGCCAGCUAGUAACUUGUUUUUCCCAGUUGGGUUCGUUGUUGCCGAGAGGGUGCUCUACACUCCUAGUAUGGGAUACUGUUUGCUCGUUGCCAUAGCGAUGGAGAGAUUACAAGCAAAUAGAAGGUCCAUGAGGUAUGUCGUUGGUGGCAUCUUUGCCGUCAUCCUACUCUUGCAUGCUGGGAAAACUAUCCAAAGGAAUCCUGAUUGGGAGAGUGAAUAUUCUCUCUUCAGCUCCGCCCUGAAGGUUACCCAGAACAACGCUAAGCUGUGGAACAACGUAGGUCACGCUUUGGAAGCAGAAAGCCGCUGGGAAGAUGCCUUCAUCUAUUUCAAUAAUGCCGCAAUGGUCCAACCAGAUGACAUAGGGUCAUGGAUCAACGUCGGGAGAACGUACCGUCAACUCGGUAAGCCGGCCGAGGCGGAGGCAGCAUACAGGAGAGCGAUGAAAUUGAUGCCCCAGCCCAGGAAGGGAGAGCAGUACUUGGCCCAGAUUGAUCCAAACCAUCUCAAUGUGUACCUCAACCUGGCGAACCUGAUCAAGAAGAAUGAGAGCAGACUCAAAGAAGCAGAAGAGCUUUACCUUAAGGCGAUCAGGAUGCGUCCUGACUUUGUGGAAGCGUACAUCAAUCAAGGAGAGAUUCUACUGAAAAGAGGCCAGUUAGACGAAGCAGAGUCCCUCUACCAACAAGCGGCUCAAUUAGAACCACUCAAAGCAGAUAUACACUACAAUCUUGGGAUAGUAGCCAUGAAAAAACGGCAGAAGCCGAAAGCACUCAAGCAUUUUGAUCGGGCUGUGGAGAUAGAUCCCAAGCACAAGAUGGCGCUAUACAACUCCGCCCUUUACAUCCAGGAAUCUGGCAAUGCUGCUCGAAGGCAAGAUGCUAUCAAGAGACUGGAGAAGGUGAUAGAGAUAGAUCCAGAGAGUGAGAUGAGCUAUUCUACGCUAGGAAUGCUAGCUGUAGAUGAUAAUGAUAACCCGGGAGCUCUUCAAUAUUAUCAGAAAGCAUUGGAGAUCAAUCCUUCUUCUCGGCAUGCCCUUUUCAACAUAGCUAUGAUUCAUUCGGAUGACAAGCACCCUCUCCAGGCCAAACCAUAUCUAGAAAAUCUCCUCCAGCAUCACCCUAACCAUACCAAAAGUAUGCUCCUGUUAGGUGAUAUCAUGCUUAAUUCCCUCCAAGACGUCAUCAAAUCUCAACAAUUGUUUCAGCGGAUAGUGGACCUAGAACCUUCCAACGUCCAGGCCCAGCAUAACCUCUGCGUCAUCAUGGUCCAGAAAGGUCUAUUCAUGGAGGGUGAGCAAUGUCUGUUGGACGUCCUGGAGAGGGCGCCACAUGCAGAAUUUGUGCGGACCAACCUGAGCAUCCUGAGACAGAAGAUCAAGGAAAGAUCAACGGCGAAGCAAGAGAAGGAAUCGAGCAGCGAUACGGGCGUUAGGUGACGGAUCACGUGAAACAGUUUCGUCAAAGAUUCCAGUGUGCUUUAUUUCCAGAGCCCCGUUUACAUAUGCUGCGAUAAACUGCCGCAGCGGUCUUCCGCCGAGAUGGAAUAAAAUGAGAUAAUCCUAAUUAAUCAGCCUCAAAUUUUUGUACCUUUAAUAUACAGAUAAGAGAUUACCCACUGAACCUGAAGCUACAAUUUUUAUGCCUCCGCACAAAGUAGCUGGAGGCAUUAUGUUUUCAGGUUGUCCGUCCGUCCGUCUGUCUGUCUCGUCCAUCUCGCUUAAUCUCAAAAACCGAUUGACAGAUUACUAUGAAACUCAAGACAUUUAUGUAUCUAGCAGAGCCAAAGAACCGAUCAGAUUUUGGGGUCACGAGGUCUUAGGUCACAGGGCUCAUUAUGUAUGCAUAAAUAUCUCAUGAUCACAUUAUCAUUAGGACCGAUUGACGAAUUACUAUCAAACUCAAGACAUGUAUGUAUCUUGCAGAGCCAAUGAACUGAUUAGAUUUUAGGGUCAUGAGGUCAAAGGGUCAUACAUGUCUAUGAAAAAUAGUGUGUAAUCGCAUUAUCAUUAGAACCGUCGGAUGGAUUACCAUCACACUCAGGACAUGUAUGUAUCUUGCAGCGCUAACAGACUGAUCAGAUUUUAGGGUCAUGAGGU
Molecule: messenger RNA, 3405 nt
Organism: Strongylocentrotus purpuratus (purple sea urchin)
Lineage: Eukaryota; Metazoa; Echinodermata; Echinoidea; Camarodonta; Strongylocentrotidae
Product: protein O-mannosyl-transferase TMTC3
Exons: 17
Coding region: 208-2745 (845 amino acids)
Biological process (GO): protein O-linked glycosylation via mannose
Cellular component (GO): endoplasmic reticulum
Molecular function (GO): protein binding; mannosyltransferase activity
Source: RefSeq, a predicted model, not a curated record